Molecule: messenger RNA, 966 nt
Organism: Insectozyma verbasci
Lineage: Eukaryota; Fungi; Ascomycota; Pichiomycetes; Serinales; Debaryomycetaceae
Source: the annotation of a GenBank genome assembly
AUGUCGGAUUCAGAAGAAGUAAUCAAAAGAAAUGAGGAUCAAGAAGAAUUAGAAAUAGAUUUAGAUGCAAAUAUACCGCUUUCUAAAAGGCAACAAAGAUUAUUGAAGAAAGGGAAAUUAAAUCUUGAAAAAUUACAAAAGAAAUCAAUUGCAAAAACAGAAGAUUCAAAUAAAAGAUCACCGUACGGUGUUUGGAUUGGAAAUUUAUCUUUCGAUACAACAAAAGAGGAUCUCAUAAGAUUCAUUAUCAACAAAACUGAUGUCAAAGAGGAGCAACUACUUAGAAUAAAUAUACCUAAGAAGGACAACAAAAUUAAAGGAUUUGCUUACAUCGAUGUUGAAAAUAAUGAACAAGUUGAAAAAUUAGUAGGUUUAUCGGAAGAAAAUCUUAAUGGAAGAAAUUUGUUGAUUAAGAAUAGUACUUCUUUCGAGGGUAGGCCUGAAAAGGUCGAAGGUGAAGGUAAAAAUCCACCUUCUCGUAUUUUAUUCGUUGGUAAUUUAGGUUUUGAUACUUCUGAAGACAAUUUAAGAGAGCAUUUUAAACAUUGUGGAGAUAUAACUAGAAUCCGUAUGGCUACUUUUCAAGAUUCUGGUAAAUGUAAAGGGUUUGCAUUUGUUGAUUUUAAAGAUGAAGAAGGGGCCAAAAACGCAAUAAGUUCUAAAUUAUGUAAAAUUUUAUUAAAUAGAAAACUCAGAAUGGAGUUUGGUGAAGAUAGAUCCAAAAAGAGACCAAAGAAGUUUGAACAAGAGCAAACCAAUACUGAAAUAAAUGAAGUGAAAAUUCCACAACAAAGAGAAAGAGUAAAAGAAGAUACGAUAUCCAACGAUUAUAAUAGAAAGAGACCACAUAAACCACAAUAUGACAAUUCGGCAAAACGUCAAAAAUCUUCAGUUGCAUUAGUUAAUGCUCAAAGAGCAAGUGCUGCCAUAGUCCCAUCAUCAGGUAAAAAGAUCACAUUUGAUUGA